Messenger RNA from Pangasianodon hypophthalmus (striped catfish), 3204 nucleotides. It is a transcript of the gene mterf3, whose product is annotated as mitochondrial transcription termination factor 3. The transcript is spliced from 7 exons. NCBI's taxonomy places the organism in Eukaryota, Metazoa, Chordata, Actinopteri, Siluriformes, Pangasiidae. Gene Ontology annotation, cellular component: mitochondrion. The record is from RefSeq and is a predicted model, not a curated record. Gene Ontology annotation, molecular function: double-stranded DNA binding. Gene Ontology annotation, biological process: regulation of DNA-templated transcription; mitochondrial ribosome assembly. The coding region runs from base 1549 to 2271 and encodes 240 amino acids.
AGAACCCAGAGGAAACCACCCGGAAGUUGUUUAUUCUUCUACCAUGUGCCAAAGUGUUUUAUUCCUCUUAUACCACAUCAGUUUGCCAACGCUUAUGAUUUUCUAUUUAUCGGAGACUCACGUCUUACUUUUUUACUUUUUUGUUACAUUUAAUUUUAUGGAACAUCUGCCAGAAAAGUUAAUUCCUGUUAUCACUUACAUUAUAGCAGUUGCACAGGAAGAACAUGCAAGCUCCAUUCACACACACAGGGCCAACAUGCUCCUCCUCUGAGACCAGUUUAAUAUAUCAGUUUUCAUUACAUUACAGUUAAAUUAUAUUACUGACAAUAACUGGUGGGAAAAGUAGAAUCUGUGAAAUAGUUGCAUGAAUUUCAUGAGUGAUGAUUCAUCACGAUUCACUACAUGAAUCUUAGUAUUUGGUACAUCUGCUUUUUGCUUUAAUGACAGUGUGCAUUCGAGCUGGCAUGGACUCCACAAGUUUGUACAAAACCUUAUGAUCCAUUUUAGAUCAAAUCCAUCUGAAUGUUGUCUGAACACAUGCUUCAGUAGAAGAGCUUAGGCAUGAGGAACAUCUGACCUUUUUCUAUAUAUCUUUUCAAGUUAACAUUUAAAAAAAGAGCACAUUAAUAUAAACCUGUGAUUUGCAUUACAGGCGACACUACUGUCAAAGCUGAUGAAAAUGAAUCAACACCUACUGACCAGUUAGAUUCCUGAAUUCAACAGUGCUGUGGUAUAAUAUGAGGAAAAUCUGAAAUUUUAUACAAAGCAGUUAACAUGGUCAAUAUCACUUUUUCAAUAUUUGCUUAUAAUUAAACAGAGACCUAGAAAUAGUGCAGAUUCUUGAAUAUUAAAUUUUCAAGAUAUUGAACAUUUACUUUCUUUGUUUUAAAUAUUUCAAAAUUAUAAAACUCCUGUUUAUUUCCAAUUUUAAAUGGAAGACAAAUCCCAGAUUUUGAAUGUGGUCUCAGACUUUUGGACCUCACCGUAUAUUUGUGCUCUGUUACAGUCUUAAUAAGAUGUUUACAAUGGAAUUAACUAUAUGACUCAUGGGAAUAAUGUUCAGUAACCGCUUUAUCCUGUCAUGGUCACUGAACCUGGAGCCUACCCCAGGAAUACCGGACGUGAAUCCGGAAAACCCAGUGAUGGGACUCCAGUUCAUCGGAGGGCACCAUGCACACACGUACUCACACACUCGUUCACAUUAGGGCAAGUUACAGUAGCUAAAACACCUACUGGCGUGUUUCUGGGAAAUGGGAGGAAACCAGUGAACUCGGAGGAAACCCACAUGGACAUGUGAAACUCUGCACAGACAGUAAUCCGAGCUCAGGAUCAAACCCAGGACCAUGGAACUAUUUGGAUGCUUUGUCCUGUCCGUCUCCAUUUGAAGAAAUUAGUGAUGAAGACGCCAUACAGAUUUUUGUCCCCCCGAACCUUCCACCCACCACAUUCACACUCAGAGAUUAUGUGGACAAAUCAGAGACCCUAACAAAUCUGGUUCACUUAGGGGUUAAUCUUUCAAAACUAGAGGAACGACCUAAUGUGGGCUCUAUGCUGGUGAGGCUGGAUUUCCAGAAGGAUGUGGUGCCACGGCUUCUUUUCCUGAAAGAUCUGGGAGUUCAGGACUUUCAGCUGGGCCCGAUGCUCACUAAGAACCCCUUUCUCCUCACUGAGAGCUUGGAAAAUCUGCAAGCCAGGGUUUCGUAUUUGAAGUCGAAGAAAUUCAGUCCAGAGUCUGUUGCUGUGAUGGUGAGCAAAGCUCCGUAUUUACUGAACUUCAGUGUGAAGAGGUUGGACAACCGUCUGGGAUUUUUCCAGCAGCAGUUGGGCCUCAGUGCUCACAAGACACGAGAUGUUGUGACUCGUCUGCCUAGAUUACUGUGUGGCAGUUUAGAGCCAGUAAAGGAAAACCUGAGGGUUUGUGAACUGGAGUUUGGCUUUCGCAGAAAUGAAAUCCAGCACAUCGUCACUGUGGUUCCAAAAGUGUUAACAGCGAAUAAAAGGAAAUUGACACAAAUAUUUGAUUUUGUCCACAACACUAUGGGUGUUCCUCACUCUCUCAUUACAAAGUUCCCACAGGUCCUGAAUGCAAAAUUCCUUCGUAUAAGAGAACGACACCUCUUUCUUGAGUACUUGGGUCGUGCUCAUUAUGACCCCACUCAUCCCAACUACAUCUCUCUGGAGCGGAUGGUGGCCCUGCCUGAUGAAACCUUCUGCUCUGAAGUGGCAUUAGCCUCUCUGGACGAUUUUGAACGAUUUCAGAAAACUCUGUAGAAGUAAAAGUAACAUUGUGUUUAUGAGGGCUUCUGUGUCUGAAUUAUUCUGUGUCUGAAAUAUUUUCGUCUAAUAUUAAAAAUCCAAAAAAAACAGGACUUCAGUUGCAAAGAAACAGAGUUUUAGUCAGGACAGGAGACAGGAGAGUCGAAACAUGUUCAGUUGUCUUGCUGACUUGCCACUGCUAGACAUAUUUCAGUGAUUAUGUGCAUAUAAAUUUGCUAUAUAAAUUUGAAUACAUAAAUUAUGAAUACAUAAAUUUGCACCUGAAAACUCGAAGUGAGCUCCGAGGUAAUAAAUGUAUUUUGUUUUAUUUUUGGGGGUCUUUCACAUUUAUUUAAUGUUCAUGUAUAUAUUUAUGUAAAAACAGUUCAUGUAAUGAUGUAGAAACAUGUUUCAAACUUACAAUAAAUUUACAAUUGUAAGUUACAUUUUUUGUAAGAAUUCCAAAAGAGCCAGCAAGAUGGUAAGGAAUAUGAAUAAAGUCACUUUGUUUGAUCAGCUACACUCUUGCUGUGAGCGAGGUGAGCAGAUUUAAAGGGAAAGAAAAUAUAAGAACUGGGCUUUUAUGGCAUGCUGCAACUGUAUACUGAAUUAAUCUAUUUAUAUAAAAUAUAAUAAGUAAGGAGUAGAACAUGAUGACGUGCUGUAUUAGAAAAUAAUAAGCCAGGGUGGUUACCAUUCCCGAGGUGAUUUUUCCAAUACUGACAUGUGUCAUGUGUUUUAUUCCUCUUGUACCACAGCAAUAUGUCAGGGGUUGUGAUUUUUAUUAAAUAAUGACAUGGCAUACAUUUGAUCAAUUUAUAGUUUACAUUCCUUUAAUAGUGUGGAACAUCUGUGAGACAAGUUAGUUCCUGUUAUCACUUAAGUUAUGACAGAUAUAAAGUCAUUUCCUGACCAGCCUAUCUCUCUCUCUCUCUCUCUCUCUCUCUC